UUUCUUACUGGUGAUUCUAGAAAACUGUAGUUAGUAGUUAUUUUUUUCAUAUGGGGUUGCAUCAACUCAAUCAUUUAAUAUAUUUUGUAUGUCUCCUUUAGGAGUUGUUUCCACUGCAAAUAACGGUGGGUUUACAAGCAUCAGAACAAAGAAUCUAUCAACACCUGAGGAUCUCUCUGCAUAUGAUGGUUUAGAGCUGCGCCUUAAAGGUGAUGGUCGUCGUUAUAAACUAAUUGUUCGGACAAGUGGUGAUUGGGAUACUGUUGGUUACACAGCAGGCUUUGACACUGUAAAAGACCAGUGGCAGACAGUACGGCUUCCAUUUUCUUCUUUGAGGCCUAUUUUUCGUGCAAAAACUGUAUCAGAUGCGCCACCAUUUGACCCGAGCAAUAUUGUGUCACUGCAGCUUAUGUUCAGCAAGUUUGAAUAUGAUGGAAAACUCAAUCCUACUUUUGUGGAAGGGGAAUUUAAGCUCCCAGUUUCAAGCAUAAGGGCAUAUCUGAAAGAUCCUAUAACUCCCAGGUUUGUACACGUAGGCUCUGCAGGAGUUACUCGGCCUGAGAGACCUGGACUUGAUCUAAGUAAACAACCUCCUGCUGUGCGGUUGAACAAGGAAUUGGAUUUUAUCCUGACUUUCAAAUUGAAGGGGGAGGAUUUAAUUCGGGAAAGUGGAAUUCCAUAUACAAUUGUGAGGCCUUGUGCAUUAACUGAGGAGCCUGCUGGAGCAGAUCUCAUUUUUGACCAAGGAGACAAUAUAACGGGUAAGAUAUCAAGAGAAGAGGUUGCUCAAAUUUGUGUUGCUGCAUUAGAAAGCCCAUACGCUACUGGCAAGACAUUUGAGGUUAAAAGUGUUAUGCCAUUUAGCGAGCCAUUUACAGUAGACCCUGAAAAUCCACCCCCUGAGAAGGACUGCGAUGUUUACUUUAAAACUUUGAAGGAUGGAAUUACAGGAAAAGAAGUCUUAGAACAAAAUCCUGUACCAGUAUAAUGCUUAUGCAAUAUGCAUAGAGCUAUGUUCAACAUUAACCUGUGUAUAUAUACCCCUACAGGAGUAAAAGGAAGAGGUUUCUAGAGGAACAUAUAACCGAAGAAGUUUAAUUAUGUUCCAAGUAGUUUAAUUUAAAUAGCUUCAAUGAUUAUGACUUAUGUUGUGGUAUACAUGUCUAGUGGGCGGCAAAGAGUCGGAACUCAUAUACCCAAGAGCAACUUGAUGAGGUGCGCAUUGAAGUGGCUGACUACUUGCAGAGUUUGCUAUAGCUAGAUCUUGACAAGCAAUAUGAUUUUGAGUAAGGCUAGAUUUUGCUGACCAUUUUGUAGUAGAUAUAUGUAGUGAUAUCAGGAUGAAUUGUGAACAAAUUAUGCUGCAUGUAGUUAUUGCAGUAGCGGUAUAUUCUAC
Molecule: messenger RNA, 1396 nt
Organism: Rosa chinensis
Lineage: Eukaryota; Viridiplantae; Streptophyta; Magnoliopsida; Rosales; Rosaceae
Product: protein HIGH CHLOROPHYLL FLUORESCENCE PHENOTYPE 173, chloroplastic
Exons: 9
Coding region: 89-988 (299 amino acids)
Biological process (GO): NADH dehydrogenase complex assembly
Cellular component (GO): chloroplast stroma
Source: RefSeq, a predicted model, not a curated record